Molecule: messenger RNA, 3389 nt
Organism: Ceratina calcarata
Lineage: Eukaryota; Metazoa; Arthropoda; Insecta; Hymenoptera; Apidae
Gene: DIP-lambda
Product: Dpr-interacting protein lambda
Exons: 8
Coding region: 32-1357 (441 amino acids)
Cellular component (GO): neuron projection
Source: RefSeq, a predicted model, not a curated record
GACAAGUAGUAGACAGGAGUGGUUGACUCCCAUGGCAGCACGGAAACUGGCAGCCCUCCUCACCGCGGUUCUGCAUCUUUGCCUAUGCCAAAUAACUCAGGAGCCACUGCCUGAAUUCUUAGCACCGUUGGAGAACCAUACAGUGAUCCUAGGUCGUGACGUCUCAUUCACCUGCGUCGUGAACAAUCUACAUUCGUACAAAGUGGCCUGGAUGAAGUCUGAUUCGAGGGCGAUUCUAGCGAUCCACACUCAUCUGAUUGCCCACAACCCUCGACUCUCUGUGACCCAUAAUGGCCACAACACUUGGAAACUGCACAUUUCCAAUGUACAGAAAAAUGAUUCUGGGGCCUACAUGUGCCAAGUGAAUACAGAGCCCAUGAAAAGCCAGAACGGAUAUAUGGAAGUGAUGAUACCUCCGGAUAUCAUUGAUGAUGAAUCCUCGCAGGGUAUGGUGACGAACGAAGGUGGAAACGUGAAAUUGAAAUGCGUGGCCACAGGAACGCCUAAACCAACUGUUACAUGGAAGAGGGAGGAUGGGCGAAACAUAAUUCUUCGGGAAGACGGGCAAAAACAAUCGCUAAAAAGUUAUGAAGGAGAGGUGUUAGAAUUGAACGGAGUGUUACGACAGGAGAUGGGAGCGUACCUGUGCAUAGCGAGCAACAACGUGCCACCGACACCAAGCAAACGUUACACAGUUAACGUGCAUUUUUCUCCAGCGAUAAAAGUGACGAAUCAGCUAGUAGCGGCACCGAUAGACAGCGAUGUGGUCCUCCAGUGCCACGUCGAGGCAUCGCCACAAGCGUUGAACACUUGGUACAGGAACACAGGCGACAAGCUACUGCCAGGGGACAAAUACGUGAUGACGGAGCAUGCGUUGAACGACUACUCCUGGCAGAUGAACCUAACCGUCAACGAAUUAACGAGGCCUGACCUCGGGGAAUACGUCUGCUCAUCUGUCAAUGCCCUCGGCAAGGCUGACGGAGUCGUUCGCUUGCAAGAGCUCCACCUGGUGCCAAAAACGACGCCGAGCAUCCUAACCAAAAACGACUUGAAGCAACGUAAGGGCAGUAACUCGAAAUCCAGGAAGAAGAAUAACGGCAAGAAUGGCAGGAGGCUUUAUCCAAACUUCGAGGAAUUCGAUUCCUCGGCUGGAGAAGAAGAUUUGGGGACUACCCAAAUUCUCUCAGGGAGCACACCUCAAGAGAAUAGUCAUAAAACCGACAGGCCCAGCCAUGUGACAUCUUCCACCCCACCUUGGGUCAUCAUAAGUGCUGCUGAUUCGACGAAAUUCUUUUCUCUCAAGUUUCUGAUUGGUUGCCUUGGGUCUUCAUUGAUAUUGUUAAUUUUCAUUCAGUAAUUAAGUGUCUCGGGAUCAGUGAUCGAUAUGGAUAGAGGAUAGGCACAUGCUUUUUAAGCGAAAAGACUUGCAACUUGAAGUGAUUGUUAACGCAACUAUGGUGGAGGGUAAGGUACUAAAAUUUAGUGAAUCAAUAAUAUUUGAACUGGUGAGAAUAUAAAUGACAUCAUAUAUACGUAAAAAAAAUUAUUACAAAAUAAUGUAUUACGUUUGCUACAAUUUAAGAGUAGGUUGAAAAACAAUAUUAAAUUGGAGGAGUUUUAAGUAAUUCAUGCAUAUGAAUAUGUUUUAUAUUUAUUAACAUAAAAAAUAUUAGGCACAAAAUUCUUUAUACUUUUGAUUUGUACAUAAUUAAACUGAAGAAUAGAAUAAUUCAUAGGAACACUCUUGUUAGGAAGAAAAUAUUAUACAAAAAGAAAGUGCAAUGCAGUCGACAUUGGUGAUUUUGUUAGAAAAAACAUUGUAACCAAAACAAAUUUAGUACACGAAAAUUCAUAUAUAAAAUGGAAAUGUCUAUAACUAUUAUAAUAUGUAUAUACAGUUAUGCAGAUCUUUUAAGCGGGGUUUGAAUGAAACUAAACUUUUUAAACAAGUGAAAGGUAUUUUAUACACUUGUAACUUUUAUAUGAUUUCUCGUCUGUCUUAAGUAUAUGUACAUUCACUGUUCCACAUAUGUAUAGUCUUACAAGUAAUAUGUUUUGCAAAAUAUUUUACUAAUCACUACAAACAUUAAUAUUAAUCCUAAUAUCAUUGACAAUAAAUUUCAAAGCACUAAGUACUCGUUCUACCCGGACUUGUAUAGCAGGAACAUGAUGAAGUGCUAUUCUUUCAGACACUUGUGAACUACUAUAACUCACAAUCACAAACCACCGCUUUGAUGCGUCAGUUGUAGACACCCAUAACAAGGCGUGUAAAGAAAUCUCAACAUAUUUUAGUACCCUUCUCUCCACAAUGGUAGCGCUGGUAAUCACUUCAAUUUCCAAGUCUCUCUUAGCUAUCCAUAUAAAUUGUUGCUCGGGACUGAUGAAAGAAUAUUACUUUACUAGAGCAAGAAGAAACAUUAAAAAAUAGCGACUAGGGAAAAUCACUAGGGAAGAGUAUCUAGUUUGAACUUUUUUAUCUUGGGAUGUCAAGGAAUUUGAAAGAUGUAUAUUAAUUUUAGAUGGGAUGGAAUUGGGGUUUGACAUGGACCUGAAAGACGUAGCAUGAAGUAGGGUUUUAGACAAGGGAGGACGUACAGUAAGACCAUGAACCUGAAGGACGGUGUACGAAGUCCAUGGACUCAGCAUCGACGGCUGGUUAAGGUUAUAUUUCUUAUUUCGACCACAAUAUAUUCUAGAGGGCGUAAAAAAUUGCCAAAUUUUUCGAUAAUUCUUUUGCGAACCCUGGGUUAUAAUCAUAAACGUAUACUUAAGGAUAGACCGCGAGACCGGGCCGAAAAAGAGAGUAGAAAGAGAUAGCUGGCACUGAUGGCUCUCUAUCCUUGUUUAAUCGCGCAUGCACUGUAUAGCUGGUACUUGGUGGUGGUGGUACAUACAUGACCGUUCCAACGAGGGAUGCCAGAAUGUAGGAUUUCUCCUCUUCCCGAGCUGUCUCCUACUUCUUUCUUUUGCCCCCACGUACGUUACCCAUGAUCAUUGGGGACAUGUCUAAUAAUGCCAUAUGUAAGUGGGGAAAGCAUAUUGAGCAUACAGCAGCAUACAGUAGUGGGGAGAGCUCGGGAAGAGGAGAAAUCCUACAUUCUGGCAUCCCUGGUUCCAACUAUACAGGGUGAUUCUCUCGCUAGGGUAGACAAAGGCUGUGCCGCCGUGUAAACAUUGUAACCAAAACCCAUAGUACUGUAGCCGCUGUGCCAUUGGGAGGUGGAGGACGGAUGGCUACUGUAACGAGGACGAUUGUGUGCGUACAUGUGUGAGCUACAGUACUAUAGGUUUUGGUUACAAACGGCGGCACGCCUUUGUCUACCCUAACGAGAGAAUCACCCUGUAUUUGAGUUCACGAGAGAACAGACCAUGGACCUGAAGGACGGAAU